Molecule: messenger RNA, 2633 nt
Organism: Pimephales promelas (fathead minnow)
Lineage: Eukaryota; Metazoa; Chordata; Actinopteri; Cypriniformes; Leuciscidae
Gene: adck5
Product: aarF domain containing kinase 5
Source: RefSeq, a predicted model, not a curated record
UUAAUUUAGUUCAUAGUUAACGGUUCCUGAACGCUGUAACUAAAAGCUGUUAAAACCUGGGUCAGGUCAGUUUGAGAUUUUAUUUAAUGGAAUUUGUUUACAGUAAAGAAUACACAACAACAUUAUUUUGGUUUAAUAAACUUUAUUUAAACUUUCGUUUGGGAUUAAGUGCGCACACUCUUUAACGUUUAGUUUAAGUUUAUUCUUACCGUUCUUUUUGUUUGUUUGUUUGUUUGUUUGACACAUCUGAGUCCCGUGAGCUGGUGCACCAUCGAAAGGGGUUUGAUUGGAAACAUUGGACUAUUUAUAUGGUUCCGGCCGAUGAUCGGGCCACAACCAUUCCGUUAAGGCUGUGUCGGCGUCACAUGUCUCUGUUAAGGAGGUGGCCUCGGCUCGUAGGUCCACAAGAACAUCAGAAGUUCUUCUCCUCACACAGAGUUGUAAAGAGUCACAGCCUCUUUAGGAAACUGUUGUUUGCCGUCUCGGCGGGGGUGCCUCUCGUGGUCGGGGUGCGAUAUGUGGUCUCGGAGCCCAGAGAGAGGAGGAAGAUGAAGAUACUUGCAGAGGGAGUCGGACGCUUCUGCAGGUCUCUCUGUGUCGGGCUGAUGAUAUCAGCAGAUUACUGGUGGACAUCCAACAUUGUUCUGCGUGGCUUGGAUGAGAGCAGUCCAGAGUAUGAGGAGCUGAUGUCAGCGUGUCAUCAGAGAGCAGCCAGUAACAUGGUAGACGGGGCCAUCCAGAACGGAGGCCUGUAUAUUAAGCUGGGACAGGGACUGUGUGCAUUCAACCAUCUUCUACCUCCAGAGUACAUCCGCACCCUGCAUGUGUUAGAAGAUAAAGCGCUCAACAGAAGAUACAAAGAGGUAGACGCUUUAUUCCAGGAGGACUUCAGCAUGACUCCAGAUCAAAUGUUCAGGACGUUUGACUAUGAGCCUGUGGCCGCUGCGAGUCUGGCUCAAGUGCACAAGGCCGAACUGCAUGAUGGGACACCCGUGGCUGUUAAGGUGCAGUAUAUUGAUCUCAGGGAUCGCUUUGAUGGAGAUAUCAGGACUCUGGAGAUUUUGCUGGACAUAGUGAAAUCCAUGCACCCCAGCUUUGGCUUCCGCUGGGUCUUACAGGACUUGAAAGGAACACUGGCACAAGAGCUGGAUUUUGAGAAUGAAGGCAGGAAUUCUGAACGUUGCGCGGAGGAACUCAAGCAUUUUAAAUUUAUAGUCGUGCCCAAAGUAUUCUGGGAUCUGACCAGCAAGAGAGUCCUUACAGCAGAGUUCUGUGAUGGAUGCAAAAUCGACAACGUGGAGGAGAUUCAGCGUCAGGGACUGAGUCUAAAAGACGCAGCUGAAAAACUCAUCCGCACAUUCGCAGAGCAGAUCUUUUACACCGGCUUUAUUCACGCUGAUCCUCAUCCGGGAAAUGUACUGGUAAGAAGAGGUCCAGAUAAAAAAGCUGAGUUAGUUCUGUUGGAUCAUGGGCUGUAUGAAAACCUCAGUAAAAGUGACAGGACGGCUCUGUGUCAGUUGUGGCGAUCCAUAAUCCUGCGGGAUGAAGCCGGCAUGAAGACGUAUGCAAAUCAGCUCGGGGUCAAAGAAUACUUCCUGUUCAGUGAGAUGCUUCUGCAGCGGCCAAUCAACAUGUGGGAAAUGGGGCUGGGUAACAUCUUGACUCGGGAGGAGACGUCUUACAUGCGUGACAUGGCCAUGAACCGCUUUGAUCAAAUCAUGCAGGUGUUGAAGUCUAUGCCGCGGCCCAUGCUGCUGGUGUUCAGGAACAUUAACACGGUCCGCUGCAUCAACAUCACUCUGGGAGCUCCAGUCGACCGCUACUUCAUCAUGGCCAAGUGUGCUGUGAGAGGAUGGGGCAGAACUCUGGCCGAUGACACCAGGAUUCUUCCCAGACUGUCAGUCUUCCGCUGGUUCUGGUCCUUUUGGGAGAGCGUCAAGUUUGAGUUCGCUUUAAGGUCAGAGAUGGCGCUCAUGAGUGUCACUCACUCUCUGCUUAAGCUGCUGUCUUACUGCAAUAUCAUCACGCUGGACCAGGACGUGUAUCAGUUUCUGAAAUGAAGCGUCACCUCUGAGCGUGGUUUCACUCGUGUUUCACUUGAGCUUGGAACCUCUCUCUGUGUUGCUUUUCUUUGAAAUAAGCACAACUGAAUUAUUUUUAAUUUAAUUUAAUUAAAGACGAUCACAGCUUUAAUUUAGCUUUUAUCAAUCAUGAUGUUCCAGCAUUAAAAAUACCUCUUUCUUUCAAGAAGCAGUGAGACCUGCAUUCAUUUCUUUUAUAGGCCUCAGAAACACUAAAAUGAUUCAUGAUGAUCAUUUAACGGUGGCGAUAAUGGGGGGAAAAAUCACUCUGAACAAAGUAAAUGUUUAUGCUUAAAACCUUUUACCUCAUGAGGUUUAACGAUUUAUUGCGAUGCCAAUUAAAAAAAAACUUUUUACUACUUGUAGUUAAAUAAUUGUGCCAGGUUGUUUUGUAUUUAUAUGGAUUUCACUGAUUAAUUGAUGGCGAAUAUGUAGUUGAUGCUGAGAGGUGUUGCACUGUCAAAAAUGUGUGUGUAAAUCAUUUUUACAGUCAGUCAAUGGUAAUAAAUCUUCAAUGGAAUGUAUUUAGAAAAUAAAUCAUUUAUAAGAGGC